CAAGAAUAAUGAUCGGGGUGCGUGUGUUUCAGUUGUUGGUGGUGUCCGGCGUCCUCCUCGCGAUGCUGGGCCAGGGCAUGAUGCUGAGCUUCCCCUCUUGUCUGCUGCCGGCGCUGCUGGAAGGCAGCUCGGGGAUCAUGCUCGAUCUGGACACCGCUUCUUGGCUAGCUUCAUCAGUCGGAUUGUCCAGUUUGGCGGGGUUCUUAGCAUCGUCCUACCUCAUGGAGACUUGCGGAAGGCGUACCACAUUCGCCCUGGCCAUUUUACCAGGAGCACUCGGCUGGGUCUUCAUCUACUUCUCCAAAGACAUCACAACGUUGAUGAUCGGCAGAGUCCUUGGCGGCACGUCCGGCGGCGCCACCGUGCUGCUUGGAGCCGUCAUCCUGGGAGAGUACACGAGUCCAGAAAACAGAGGGAUGUUCUUGAAUCUGAAGUCUGCAGCUGUCUGUGUCGGGAACUUGGCCGUCCAUGUUCUAAACCAUUACAUUGACUGGAGGAAUAUUGCCUUAGUAGCUCUUCUACCUUUCGUUAUAUCGUUUGGUUUGGUCUGCUCCUGGGAAGAGAGCCCAUCUUGGCUUGCUUCAAUGGGAUUUUUAGAGAAAUGCGAAGAUGUAUUUUUUGCUUUACGAGGCAGAAAUGAUAGGACUUACCAAGAAUUUGACAACUUAUUAAAAUUACAAAAAACAUUGUUAAGCCCGAGACUUUCAAAAACAGUUAUGAUUAAGAAGUUUUUGAGCCUGUUCACGAAAAGAAGCUUUCUCAAACCUUUAUUGAUUGUCGUAAUUUCCGGUUUUUUAUCAGAAUUCAGCGGAAGACAUGUAUUUCCAGCGUACGCUUCUCAAAUCAUUGGUGAGAUUACUGGAGAUAAAGUACAGUCGUUCUACUACACGUUAUCUAUAGAUUUGAUAAUAACCUCUAGUAUAACAUUUUCGUCAGUUUUGGUUAGAAUAAUGAAGAGACGUGUUUUGUUGUUUUCGACUGGGGCACUGUCAUUGAUUGUGUUAACAUCUGUAUGUCUUUAUUUGCACGUAGCGUCAAAGAACUUCAUUACAUACGAGUCUUGGAUUCCGUUGUCAUUGUUUGUUGUAUACUUUGUAUUAGCAAAUGUUUGCUGUGCACCAUUCCCGUAUAUAAUUGUUGGAGAAAUAUUUCCUUUGUCUUACAAAGGAGCCGGAACGGCAGUAUCCGGAGUAUUCUUCUCUUUACUUCUAAUGAUCGCUUUAAAAAUUACACCAUAUCUGUUAAUAAGUCUUAAUGUUUAUGGAACAUUUGCUAUAUUUGCCAUAAUUAUUUUAAUUUGUUUGGUUUUAUUAUAUAUAAUCCUUCCGGAGACCAAAGACCGGAGUUUGCCAGAAAUCGAGAGUUACUUGCAGACCGGGAAAUACGACGCUGUGGAAGACGAGACAUUAAAAAAGAAAAUGAUUGAUGACAGUUAGAUUUUAAGAUAAUAGUUAGGCAUAGUUAAGUAUAGUUCGGCAUAAUAGACGUUUCUUGUUGAUUAUACAGCUUCAUUAACUACAUUAUUCUUCAAUACAUACAUGCUUAUGUAAAUAAAACUAAAGAAGGGUCCAAAUUGUUUUAUUGAAAAAUUUUAGUGGAAUAGGCUUAUCUAAAGAUAUAGACAAAAAAUUCAAAGAUUUCAGGUAAGUAUGUACCUAACUUACAUGAAAUGUUUGAAUUUUUUGUCUGUCUUUCUGUAUGCAGAGGUAAUAUUUUAUCCCCAAAAAUCUGGAAUUCCCGUAGAAAAGUCACUUACCCCGUCGAUCUACUUACGAUUAGGUAUGAAGUAAAUACCGGCAUAAAAUCGUGUUAUACUUUUUAUCCUGCAAAAUUGUGAAGGUCCCGUAGGAAAGCCAAAUAUAAAGCCUAUUAACUUGGAAUUAAUGUACCUAAGUACUGGAAUAACAUCUUAUAUAUACUUUUUAUCCUAGAAAACUGCUGAAUACCAAAAUAAAGUCAAAUAAUGAACUACUCCUCCGAAUUACUUGAAACCCGCAGAGCAUCUUAUACACAAGGAACUACUUUUUCCCCGGAAAAAUUGUACGAGUUCCGAAGUAAAAUCAAAUAAAAACAUUUAGCCACUUGAAUUUGGAAUGUUUGUGUAAACUAUAACGGUUAAUACCACAGAUAAAAGAAAUAUAUGUUAAUAUGUAAAAUUGUGAUGUUAUGGGGCCCCAUAGGAAAGUCUAAUAAUGAACUAAGUACUGGGUUGGUUUACUUGAAAUUUAUGUCAUAUACUUUUAUCACGGAAAAAAUGUAAAACGAUUUACUUCGAUUUUGGUAGUUAUAAAUAUACAAUAGCUAGUUAUAAAUAAAAUAGCAAAGCUUACUGUAUGAAUUUCGAUUCCAAUAGAAUUUCAACAGUUGUAACAAAACUACUAUUGUAAAACGGAUGAACAAAGAUUUUAUUGUAAGUAAUUACAUGAUUAUCACGCCACGUCUGUCUGUUUCUAAAAUUUCUUCUUUGAAACCUCGUUACCACGUUGUUGUUGAGAUAAUUUAUAACGAAGGUUUGUACCGUUUAUACAUUAAAACAAUUGCCAUUAGAGCCGAGUCGCUAGUACCUACUUAAUAUCUUAUCAUAUCAUUCCAAGGAAUAUACUGAUGGGAAUUAUUCAGAGAAUAACGUCGACAUACUCAAACGCCCCACGCCGCAGGCCACGGUUAGUGUACAAAAAUCUUCUUAGCAUGUCUACUCGGCGAAUCAUAUUAAUAAAGACCAAUAAGUCGCCGUCGAUACAGUAUUGGCUGUG
Molecule: messenger RNA, 2753 nt
Organism: Plodia interpunctella (Indianmeal moth)
Lineage: Eukaryota; Metazoa; Arthropoda; Insecta; Lepidoptera; Pyralidae
Product: facilitated trehalose transporter Tret1-like
Exons: 2
Coding region: 9-1436 (475 amino acids)
Biological process (GO): transmembrane transport
Cellular component (GO): membrane
Molecular function (GO): transmembrane transporter activity
Source: RefSeq, a predicted model, not a curated record